CAAUCAUCACGGUCAUUCUGAGUGAAACAAUAGGACUGUAAAGCAUUUACUAGAAAUGUAGGCAGGCUUCGGCCAAGACAGAAAGGUUGGAGACCGACUAACGAUAAGCAGCAUCCAGGCAACGUUAACGCGUAUCAUCUCUGAAGCUCGCUCGUCAAAUGCCCAUUGAAAAUAUAUGAAUUAUGGUUAAAAAGUGUUAGCCUUUUACCGCUGUACUUCAAGUGGAGACCAGUUCAAACUAGAUUGCUGUAGUAAUAAACAGAAUAUGAGUUUCAAGGCAAAGCGAUGUGGAGUGCAGUUCAGUCCUCCCUCUAUAGUUUUAAUUUAUGAACACAAUGAAACUAAACAUGUGCGAAAAAGAAUAAUACCUGUGCGGAACUUCUCAAAAUAUUCUGACUACAGCAUGGCUGCAGAAAGGCUGAAGAACCACCCUCGGCACAGGGACUACCUGGAGGGUGUGUCCCAGAGCCAGUUGGAGAAGCUUCACAUCAUCCUGCGAGAUCACAUGCAAGGCUUCAGCUUGGAGCACAGUCUGGAUUCGUUCCGCCUGGACCCCUACGAAGACCUCAACAAACUGGACGACGAUGAGCUGGCUCGCAAGAAGGGCCAAAUGGACGAACUGUUCGAAAAGAACCGGAAGCGCAAAGAUGACCCUGACUUUGUUUACGAUCUGGAAAUGGAUUUCACCAAGACCGCCCUAGAAAACUGCAGCUGGGACGACGAGUCUGAUGAUGAAUUUUGAAACUUUGUUCUUCCAAUACUUUCUCCGACCUUUCAGACUGAAAAGCACCCAACACACUGAUGUUCUAUUAGAUAACAGGGAAAUCUGACACAGAUGUUUUUUUCCACCCCAGGGCCAUUUCCAUCAACAAGGGUAGACUAAAUAAUAGAAACCCCACAGCACCUUGAAACUCUUUUCAACUGUUUCCACAGCUACAGUGGCUGAACAGAAUAGAACACAAUAGCACAUUGCAUGUUUUGUUUAAGAAUGGCAAUGAAUGAGAUACUGCAUGAAUAAUAGUGAAUAUUUAUUUUGUUAUAAAAUACUGAAUUUUAUAAAAUACAAA
Molecule: messenger RNA, 1067 nt
Organism: Sander lucioperca (pikeperch)
Lineage: Eukaryota; Metazoa; Chordata; Actinopteri; Perciformes; Percidae
Gene: cep19
Product: centrosomal protein 19
Exons: 2
Coding region: 266-742 (158 amino acids)
Biological process (GO): microtubule anchoring at centrosome; trans-Golgi to periciliary membrane compartment transport
Cellular component (GO): spindle pole; centriole; ciliary basal body
Source: RefSeq, a predicted model, not a curated record